CACCCUUUGCACGCAUGCUCACACCAGCUGCCCGCCCUUUCCUCGCGCACACUUUACCAACGGCCUUCGACCCCGGCACUGGUGGUCUCCGGUUCGCUCCGCCUCAGUGGCCCUUUUCUCACCUGCAAUGUCUCGCCUGCGGCUGUUCUGCUCUUCACUCCUCCGCCACCGUGCAGUCCUGUUCUCGAAGCCUGGCCACUCGGGCCGCUUCAGCCACUCAGAAAGGCCACAAAACCAAGACCUGUCACCCAUGGAGUCGGCUGUUGGAGUUGUCGUGUUUUUUACGACCUGUUACAUCCCAAUGGUGUAUGUGCUGAGCAAUCUGAAGCAUUUCAAAGGUGAAUAGAUACAAGAUGUUGAUGAGCAGCACCUCAGGUCCAAAAUGUUUUCGGAAAAGGCCAUGGCUCCUUUAAAUGAGAAAAAGUGCCUGUUUGAACCUCUUGUGACAAUUUAGUCUUAUAACUGUAUAUCUCUAGUGUUCUGUACUUUCUUUCUUUUUGGAUUGUGCAUCAUAUGGACGGCAAGCAUAGUCUGCUUAAGUGUUAAAUAAUAAAAUGCAAAUAUUUGUUUGUGCUUAGUA
Molecule: messenger RNA, 580 nt
Organism: Mastomys coucha (southern multimammate mouse)
Lineage: Eukaryota; Metazoa; Chordata; Mammalia; Rodentia; Muridae
Product: cytochrome c oxidase subunit 8C, mitochondrial
Exons: 2
Coding region: 128-346 (72 amino acids)
Biological process (GO): mitochondrial electron transport, cytochrome c to oxygen
Cellular component (GO): mitochondrion
Source: RefSeq, a predicted model, not a curated record